Molecule: messenger RNA, 1774 nt
Organism: Penaeus chinensis
Lineage: Eukaryota; Metazoa; Arthropoda; Malacostraca; Decapoda; Penaeidae
Gene: nopo
Product: E3 ubiquitin-protein ligase TRAIP-like
Exons: 12
Coding region: 231-1616 (461 amino acids)
Source: RefSeq, a predicted model, not a curated record
UGCCGCGGAGACCUUUAACUCGCAGAAAACUGGUGCAAGAUCUUGGCGUUAGAAUUAACAGUUGAAUUUUCGUCUUAUUGGCGUUUUAGAGUGUUGUGCUUCAUUAUUUUAACGUUUGAUCAUGGAUACGACGGAACUGCAUCAUGGAAUAAUUUAAUAUGGCGCGUAGAGCCGACUGGAAGGGAGGAGUUUGAAUAGUUUACCCUUUGUUCUGCCAUAGCCAUCCAAAGAUGCGUGCUGCCUGCGUAAUCUGUGGAGAUCUCUUCAUCCACACAGAUGACAUCUCUGCAACCCCCUGUGGACACACCUUCCAUACUGUGUGUCUGAUACAGUGGAUUGAAAGGUCGAAAUCGUGCCCACAAUGUCGCCACAAAGCUACAGAGAAGAGUUUGGUAAAACUCUUUUUUGAUUCAGGAGGAGCAGAUACAUCACAUGUCGACCCUGACACAUUGCAGCACCAGAUUGACAGCCUUAAGUUCCAAGUUCGCUUAAAGGAGCAAGAAAUGAAAAACUUUAAGGAUGAAACAAAAACUUUGACCAAGCAGAAUAAAGGCCUCAGAGAAGAGUGCAAAACCAUCACCAGCCAGCUUCAUGCCAAAGACACUACAAUUAUGGCUUUGAAGUCACAGCUCCAGUUCAUGGACCGCAUCACAAAGGAAGCCCAGAAGACAAAAGAGGAGGCCAAGAAACUGAGAGAACAGCUCAGAGUGCUUCAAAAUGUGGAGAGCAUAGUUUCAGGCACCAAUGAUGAUGUGGAAGCAAUGCUGGUGUCUUAUUCCAACAACCCGGACAGCACAAGAGCCCUGGCCACCUUUUGUUCCAUACUGAAAAAGGAAAUGAACAAGACAGUUGAUGACAAGAGGAGGUACAGGGAUGAAGCUACAUCACUACGAAACAAGCUGAGAGAGGCCAAACACAGCUACAACAUAGCUUCAAAUGAGCUGACUUCUUUACAACAGACAAAUAAAAACCUUCAAGAUGAUGUUAUGUCUCUUGAAAAGGAAAAUAAAAGCCUAAUGAAGAAGAUGGAGGCAUUGCAACAGGCUAUUGUAUCUCCUUCAGGAGAUGUGAAAAAUAGUGCAUUGCAUCGUUUAAUAGCAGAGAGCCCAGCACCUGCAGACUUGAAAAGACCUCGUCUGUCCAGCCCUGAUGAGGAGGAUUUGCUGGUCACACCUGAAGUAGUACGGAAAAUGUCACGCUCAGAAAAAGUGACCCCACCUGAUGAAAGCCGUGAUAUUGUGUUGAGUCAGGACUCAACAACACCUCCAAUGAAAGGCUCACCUUCCAAGUCUAAAAUUGUUCUUUUUCCUGGUCGUCGUCCCCUUGCUGUUACAACAAACAUUUCAAAAACUUCCAAGCAGCACCACAACAUAUUUGCAAAGAAUAAACCAUCUCUUCAAAAUAUAGGCAUGAGCUCUCAGCUGACCUCUCAAGGCAGUGCCACGCAAAUCGGCUAUGACGGUCUUGGAGGCCAUCACAAAGUGGAUGAGUUCCCAAAGCCACGCCCAGUUUUACUCAAAAAGAAGACUGUGAAAGUUGUUACGAAGGGUGGCUCAGCAGCAAGAGUACAGACCACUACUCUGAAAAACUUCUUCCAGAAUACUUUUGAAGACUGAUUGUUGAGACAUGCUGACAGAAGUUAACUUAUUGUAUGUGUGUGUAUUUAUUCUUUUAUGUCCGCUUUAGAAAAUAUCUCAUAAAAAUGAGAUCUUAGGUAAAUGGAAAUUGUAUGUCAUGUAAUAAAGCUUUGGUUUUUAAUAAAGAGAUUAUAGUA